Molecule: messenger RNA, 1203 nt
Organism: Cokeromyces recurvatus
Lineage: Eukaryota; Fungi; Mucoromycota; Mucoromycetes; Mucorales; Mucoraceae
Product: thymidylate synthase
Exons: 2
Coding region: 62-961 (299 amino acids)
Biological process (GO): dTMP biosynthetic process
Cellular component (GO): mitochondrion; cytosol
Molecular function (GO): thymidylate synthase activity
Source: RefSeq, a predicted model, not a curated record
AUACGCGAUAAAAUUUCCCUCUGUAUAUUUUUUUUUUUUUUUUCUGUUAUCACCCUUUAAAAUGACCAUCCAACAUGAAGAACAUCAAUAUCUUGAUUUAAUUAAACGCAUUAUGAAUGAAGGUGAGCAUCGUGCUGAUCGUACCGGUACAGGCACUUUGGCUAUCUUUGCUCCACCUCAACUUCGUUUUUCCUUAAAAGACGAUAUAUUCCCCCUUUUAACCACCAAACGAGUCUUUUUCAGGGGAGUUCUCGAAGAAUUACUUUGGUUCAUUCGAGGCGAUACUAAUUCAAAACAUUUAAGUGAACGUAACAUUAAAAUCUGGGAUGGUAAUGGCUCACGAGAAUAUUUGGACAAGAUUGGUUUGAGUCAUCGACGAGAAGGUGAUCUUGGACCUGUAUAUGGUUUUCAAUGGCGACAUUUUGGUGCAAAAUAUGUAGAUUGUGACACUGAUUAUAAAGGACAAGGUGUCGAUCAGCUACAAGAAGUGAUAGAUAAAAUUAAAAAUAAUCCAACGGAUCGUCGUAUUAUUUUGAGUGCCUGGAAUCCUGCUGAUAUUCCUAUUAUGGCCUUACCACCUUGUCAUGCGUUUUGUCAAUUUUAUGUCUCAAAUCCACCUGCAGAUGGUGGCAAGGCAAAGCUUUCGUGUGUCAUGUAUCAAAGAUCAUGUGAUAUGGGAUUAGGCGUACCCUUUAAUAUUGCCUCUUAUGCUUUAUUAACUCGUAUGAUAGCACACGUUACUGAUUUAGAGCCUGGAGAAUUUAUUCAUACAAUGGGUGACACGCAUGUUUAUGUAGACCAUUUAGAUGCUCUCAAGCAACAAAUUCAACGGGAACCUAGACCUUUCCCUACAUUAAAAAUCAAGCGUAAAGUGAGCAAUAUUGAUGAUUUCAAAUAUGAAGAUUUUGAACUUGAAAAUUAUCAUCCUCAUAGUAAACUUGAUAUGAAAAUGUCAGUUUAAGAGGAAAAUAGAAAAAAUAAAUAAAUUAAUUAAAUAUAGUCUUAUUUUGUUUUACUAUCUUUAUUACAACAUUAAAUUAUUAGGGCUCAUCAUCAAGAUGUAGUUUAGCUUGAUAUUAACAAAGAUGAAGAAAAAAAAAAUUGCUGAUUAGAUUCUCUCUUUUAAUAUACUAAAUUAAGCACAUCUAUUUUUCGUUACUCUUUUUUAGGCAUUUUUAUGCCUAUCCUAGUGUUUACACUUUU